Sardina pilchardus (European sardine) is the source of this 6609-nucleotide messenger RNA. RefSeq names its product NLR family CARD domain-containing protein 3-like. The record is from RefSeq and is a predicted model, not a curated record. The transcript has 17 exons. NCBI's taxonomy places the organism in Eukaryota, Metazoa, Chordata, Actinopteri, Clupeiformes, Clupeidae. Gene Ontology annotation, biological process: intracellular signal transduction. The coding region runs from base 3712 to 6609 and encodes 965 amino acids.
CAAGGACUAGGCUAAUGAACAUAUCGCAGUAGCGUUUACCCACGUGAUGAACGCGGAACAAGUGAAAUCGAAAGUAAAUCUCAAGGGACCGCUGUUCGGGCAAGAACAUUUUGGACGUUUUGUGAAGGCCAAGGCUACUUCCUCUGUCAGUGGUUCUCUGAUCUAUCAACAUGUCUGCUAGUGUUGGAGCAGAAAUGGAUCCACAGAUCUGAUUGGUCCACAUAGCUGCUAAAAAAUGGAUGUCCCUCAAGAGGGAGAGGAUGCUGUUGGUGGAGAUCAGACAGGCAGAGCAGCAUGUGCCGUGUUCAGCCACGUGUCCCUGAAGAAUGAGGAGCCCGUUACUGAUGGGCAUCAGGGGGUCAGCACAGGAAGAGUGCUGUCUUAUCCAAGACAACAGACACACAGACCAAUGUCUCCAGUGCCCAGCUGUGUGUCUAUGAAGAGUGACUGGUCCAUGGAUCACCCUAACAGUUUCAGCAGUGGACCACCACAGUCUGAUAAAAAACCACAGACACACAGAGCAGUAUCUCCAGUGCCCAGCUGUGUGUCCAUGAAGAGUGAAUGGUCCAUGGAUCACCCUAACAGUUUCAGCAGUGGACCACCACAGCCUGAUCCAAAAUGAGAUUUGUGUGUGUGUGUGUGUGUGUGUGUGUGUGUGUGUGUGUGUGUGUGUGUGUGUGUGUGUGUGUGUGUGUGUGUGUGUGUGUGUGUGCCUGUCUGUAUCUGUCACUGAGUUUGUGUGUUUGAAAGAGAGGGUAUGUAAGCAUGCUUAUUUUUGGUCGUACACUCUUAGAAAAAAGGGUGCUUGUGGGUGCUAUAUAGAACCAUGGGGGUUCUUUGCCAAGGAAAUAGAACCUCUUGACUGGAAAAGGUGCUAUUUCAUGCGCGUGGAGGUUGAUUUGAACUUCAACGAACCUUUCUGAAACCGUCGUCCAUUCUGCCCAGCUUCUUUAACGGUAAGUGUUUAACAUUUGUAUCUCCUAAGUAUAAAUGAAACAUCUGUGUUUUUAAGACAGCAUUAGGAGGUGUUUCUCUUUAAAUGGGCGUGUUUUUUAUUGACGGGGGGCGUUGACAUUUUUACAACUCCGGGCUUUUUUCUGUUUUGCUACCGUUAGCAUGAUCGCUAAAUCAGAGACACUUACAUAUGACAAGCAGCUAGCUAAUCGCUUAAACCUUCUUCGGGUAGCAUUAGUUGAUGAUACACAAGUCACAAGCCACAAAUGACAAACUUACCAACUGCAACAGAGAUAAGAUAAUUGAUCAGUUUAUUUUGGGGAGGACGGUUACGACGAUGUUGUUUUGUCCGGAGGAUGUUGUCAGUGUGUUGCUAGCUAACGCUAACUAGAUAAUGCAUAGCUAGACUAGCAGCUAUGCAAGUUAAAACAGCUUGUAGAUUAAAUAUUCUUCAUUACACUUCAUUAUACAAGUAUUAAUUAUCUAACGUAUAAGGCAGCAAAACUCGUUGGUUUUGGCUCCUCGACACUACAGCGAUAAAUCAUAAUAACAACUAAAUAGGAAGCCUAUGUAUUGGACUGUCAAGUGCCAGUUUGUUUGGAGAUUGGCUAGCAUCUAGAUUCAGUAUUAAAUGCAUAGCCUAUAAUGCAGUUAUAUAUAGAGACAUAUAUGUAGAAUAGAAAGUCUGCUAGGCUCACAAACAUGUUAAUCUGUAGGCUAUAGGCUAGGCCUAAUUUUUGUGUUUCUGUAUUUGUGUUUUUUUUAGGAGACAUGGUUGACAGUUGGACCAUCCAAGAGGUCUGUUUGUGGCUGGAGCAGAGUACCUUAAGUGAAACAAAGCAAAUCUUCCAAGAUGAAGAAAUCGACGGAGAAACACUGUUGGGCUUGACAGAAACUAUGGUGGCGCGCCUCUUUCCCCGAUUAAAACAGCAAGUGAAAUUUAUAUCAGAAUUGGAAAAAUUAAAAAAUAGCCUUCCUCCAACGCGAAAUGACAAUCUUGCAGUACCCCCACCAACCCAAACUACUCUGACUCCAACCCCCACAACAACAGCCUGGCCUGCUUUAUAUACCCUCCCUGUAUUCAGCCCAGAGGUCAGAGAGGCACUAGUUAGAAAAGACCCUGCGUUUUACAAGAAAGACAAGUCACAUCUUCGCACAGCUCUGAUUACCCUCAUUUUUGAUGACAUGACACGUUAUACAUGGUAUCCAAGCCAUAAAAUGUACAGUGAUGUCCUGGGAGCACUUAUAACGCGGUAUCCAUUUCUCAGGGACGGAAGCCUCUCUGGAUUUGGAACCCUUUUGGAGUGCCUGAAAAACAAAUUCAAAAAAGAGCGCAGACCACUUGUACACAUGGACAAAGUCCUAGAAAUGAAGUUAAAAUAUGGACAAAAACAUCAGAACACAACAGCAGGGGUGACCAGACCAAGCCCCAAUAGGAAACGACAACUCUCAACCGAACCAAUGGAGGCGGAGGAUAGUCACAGUAUUGAUGAGCACUUCAAAGCCAUCUCACAAGAGCUACACAACAACAGACCUAAUUAUGAGAACAUCAAGUGGAGGAUGGAAAGGACACUGCAUGCACGAACUGAACUCUAUAAGACCUCUACAGCUCCAGAACUAUUACAGCAGUGUCCUUUCCUAAGGAUCCCUUGUCUGCUACUUCACGAAAUGAAGCUACGAUUUGGCCACGACUUGGACGUCGUGCUUAGCAGUUACCUGCACAAUGCUGCUGGAAAGAUCAUUGAGACCUGUAAAGGACCACUUAAGCAAUCAUUUACAGCUACAAUGUCGCAGGCAGACCCGCUGCAAUCAAAAUGUAUGCUGAACAAUGCUGCCGUGAUGCUCCUGCCGACACUGAUGAAAGAAAACAACAAAUUCCUGUACUGCAUCAAUGAGGAACCACCAGCACCGACGCCAACCAUGAUGAUCAGAUGUGAAACUUCUCCUUUGGCGGAAGUAAUGGUUUCCAUAAAGAUUGAUGGGGAAUUUGUCAUUGGCCCCUCCCCUGACAUUGAUGCCUCCUUAGGCCUUGCAUGUAUUUUUUGUUUGUAUUUUCUUUUUGAUGUUCAUUACCCUAAAGAGGCCCACCACACUUUGCUGUUCUUUGAGAGACGCUUCAACCUGUCUAAGUCUAUGUCUAAGCCCUCCACUCCAGUGUUGCGUGUAGAGAAAAUGUUGCAAUGAAUAUGUAAAUGAAUGUAAAUAUGUUUGUUAAAGCAAUUAAUAUGUGUAUUAAUUAAAUGUCAAAUUAAUGUAGAAAUACUGAAUACAGUACUUGAAUGAUAUUUUGACUGUUGUGUCAUUUUUAAUUUAUGUUGUCUAUUUGUAUUUAACAUUUUGUACACAUUAUAUGCUAUUUCUCAUUAAUUAGCACAAUCACUGAAUAUGAAUAAUGAUGAGCUAAUACAAGUAAUAAUACUACUACUACUGAUAAUAAUAAUAAUAACAAUAAGUAGUGGUAGUAAUAAAACACACCAGUAGUGGUAGUUAUGGUUCCAUUUAGAACCAUUAGAAUGUAAAAUAAUGGCACCCCUGAUGGUUCAUCUUAUAGAACCUUUGUAAAAGGUGCCAUUUGGAACCAUUUAGGGUGCCUUAUUUGUAUCAAAGGAUGGAACCUUUUUAGGUUCCAUGUGGAACCUUUUUUUCUAAGAGUGUAUUGUGAAGAUAUGUCAGCUCAAUUUAUUAUGUAUUUUGUCUCCUUGUCUAUCAAGACAACAGACACACAGACCACUGUCUCCAGUGCCCAGCUGUGUAUCCAUGAAGAGCGACUGGUCCAUGGAUCACCCUAACAGUUUCAGCAGUGGACCACAGUCUGAUCCAAAACAACAGAUACACAGACCAAUGUCUCCAGUGCCCAGCUAUGUAUCUAUGAGGAGUAACUGGUCCAUGGAUCACCCCAACAGUUUCAGCAGUGGACCACAGUCUGAUCCAAAACAACAGACACACAGACCAAUGUCUCCAGUGCCCAGCUAUGUAUCUAUGAGGAGUGACUGGUCCAUGGAUCACCCCAACAGUUUCAGCAGUGGACCACAGUCUGAUCCAAAGAACAUCCUGACCCACAUUCAGUCCAGGUGUGGAGUGUGUGAGCAGCUACUGAGGGACCCAGUCAUCACCAGCUGUGGACACAGUUUCUGCAGGCAGUGCAUCAGCAGCUACUGGAGCCAGUCAGGUCCAUCAGGAGACUACAGCUGCCCCCAGUGCAGAAAGAGACCCAAAGUACAACCCAUUAUAAACUCUGAAAUAAGUGUGGCACAAUCACUAUUGUACUCUUCAACAACCAUGGCGCAACCUCACCUAUACCCACCUACAGCUAUGGCGCAACCUCACCUAUACCCAUCUACAGCCAUGGCACAACCUCACCUAUACCCACCUACAGCCAUGGCACAACCUCACCUAUACCCACCUACAGCCAUGGCACAACCUCACCUAUACCCACCUACAGCUAUGGCGCAACCUCACCUAUACCCAUCUACAGCCAUGGCACAACCUCACCUAUACCCACCUACAGCCAUGGCACAACCUCACCUAUACCCAUCUACAGCCAUGGCACAACCUUCGUCAUACCAACACAGUGAAAUGGCACUUCAUCUGAACCCGUCUGCAAACAUGGCACAAGUUCCUCCAUCCCCACACACAGACACGGGGCAGCAUUCUCAGUACUCAAACUCAGCCAUGGGGCAGCAUAAUCAUUAUCCACACAUCCAGCACCCUCUUUAUCCACACAUCCACACGGCACAGAUCUCUCCACAGCCUCCUUUAGAUGAGCACACAGUCAUGACAGGCAGCACCCUUUUGCAAACUGAGCAUGCUCCAGUCAAAAGGGCCAAACUAACAGUGUAUUGCCCAACAGAUGACCAUGUCCUGACCAGAGUACUGAUGACCCAUAAAGCCAGCAUGAAGAGGAGGUUUGAGAGCAUAUGUGAAGGCAUCAUAAGGUCAGGGACACAAACACUCCUGAACAAGAUCUACACAGAACUCUACAUCACAGAGGGAGAGAGUGAAGGGGUGAAUAAUGAGCAUGAGGUUUGGCAGGUAGAGUCAGCAUCCAGGCCACAAACAACAGAAGACACAUCAAUCAACUGCAAUGACAUCUUCAAGCCCUUACCUGGACAAAAAAGACACAUCAAAACUGUGAUGACCAAGGGGAUUGCUGGCAUUGGAAAAACCGUUUCAGUGCAGAAGUUCAUCCUUGACUGGGCAGAGGGGAAAGCUAACCAUGAUGUAGAUUUCAUGUUUGUUCUUCCGUUCCGUGAGCUGAAUUUGGUCAAGCAUGAUCAGUACAGUCUUCACAGGCUCCUGCUUGACUUCCACCCUGAGCUUAGAGAGCUACAGGAUGGUGAAUACAAGGACUGCUGCAUUGUGUUCAUCUUUGAUGGUCUGGAUGAGAGUCGACUUCCACUGAAUUUCCAAAAGAAUCAAAAGUUGUCUGAUGUGACACAGACAUCAUCAGUGGAUGUGCUGAUGACGAGCCUCAUCCAGGGAACUCUGCUUUCCUCUGCUCUCCUCUGGAUAACCUCCCGACCAGCAGCAACCAGUCAGAUCCCUUCUCAGUGCAUCAGUCUGGUGACAGAAGUACGAGGGUUCAAUGACCCACAGAAGGAAGAGUACUUCAGGAAGAGGAUCAGUGACCAGAAUCAAGCCAACAGAAUCGUCUCACACAUUACAGCAACCAGGAGUCUCCACAUAAUGUGCCACAUGCCAGUGUUCUGUUGGAUCUCAGCCACUGUCCUUCAGCAGAUACUGGAACAGGAUGAUGGGAAGGAAGCCCCCAAAACACUGACUGAAAUGUUCAUACACUUCCUGCUUAUCCAGACCACUAAAAAGAACCAGAAGUAUCAAGAGGAAAAUGAGACAGAUAGACAGAGGCUCCUGGAUUCACACAAGGGUGUCAUAUUGAAACUGGCAGAGCUGGCUUUCAAGCAUCUGGAGAAUGGCAAUCUCAUGUUCUAUGAGGAAGACCUGAGAGAGUGUGGCAUUGAUGUGAGUGAAGCUUCAGUGUACUCUGGCAUGUGCACUGAGAUCUUCAGGGAGGAAUGUGUGUUUCAUCACAAGACAGUCUACUGCUUUGUCCAUCUGAGCAUCCAAGAGUUUCUUGCUGCAAUUCAUUUGUUUGCCUCCUUCUUGAGUAAGAACAUGGAGGUCCUGGAGCCAUUUCUUAGCAGGAAGUCCAAGUCUUUGCCAGAUGUGCCUCUAGAUGAGCUGCUGAAGAAUGCAGUGAACAAAGCUUUGGAAAGCAAGAAUGGACACCUUGAUUUGUUUGUCCGCUUCCUUCAUGGCAUUUCUUUGGUUUCAAAUCAGAGACUUUUGCUUGGCCUCCUGACACACACACACAGCAGCCCAGAGAGUGUGAAGAAAACAAUCAAGAACCUAAAGGUGAUGCAGAGGCAAAAUAUCUCCCCCGAGAGGUGCAUCAACCUGUUCCACUGUCUGGUGGAAAUGCAUGACUCUUCUGUUCAUGAUGAAAUCCAGGCUUUCCUGAAGGCAGAGAAAGGUGCCGUGAAACAGCUCUCACUGGCUCACUGCUCAGCCUUGGCUCAUGUGCUUCUGAUGUCUGAUGAGGUGCUGGAUGAGUUUGACCUGAACAAAUACAAAACCUCUCCAGAAGGUCGCAGGAGACUGGUUCCAGCCGUGAGAUGCUGCAGAAAGGCUCUGUGA